AAAAAAAAUAAUGUUAUAACAUUUUUUUUAUACAAAUAAUAAUAAUAAUUAGUUUUUAGAAAUAUUAUUUAAAAAUAAAGUAAUAACACUAGUGUUAUAAUUAGUUUAUCAUUAAUAGUAUUAUUUUUAAAUAAUAUUUUUUUAAAAUAGAAAUGAAAGAUUCAUCAGGGUCACAGAAUUAUAGUAAUAAUAAUUAUAGUAACAAUAAUUAUAGUAAUAAUAGUAUUAAUAGUAAUAGUGGUAGCACACAUUAUGGUAGUAGUAGAAAUCUAAGCCAGCAAUAUAAUUUGCAACAAAAUCAACACCAGGGUCAUGAGUUUCAUGACUCUGACGAGUUAUUGUCAACAUUAAAUGAUUUUAUAAAAACUAACGAUAAGAAAUUAAGAAUCGGAGCAACUCAUUUAACUUUAAAUCCAAUAUGUUUGGAAUACUUAAAUUUAUAUUUAAAGGGUAAAAGAGUAUCAUUCAAAGUUUCAAAGAGUGAAAUUUUAGAUUUACAAUUUAUAAUUACUUUGGUUAAACAUUUAAAGAUUGAUCCAAAUCAGCCAGAAUUAUUAGAAAGAAACAGAGUUUUAGAUUUAUCAAUAUUUGAAUCGCUUAAAGAAUUAGAAAUGUAUUAUGUAAAGCCAGGAUUAAUCAGCAAUUUAUUUUCAUUAUCCCAAAAAAUAGAAAGAUUAACUGUAAAUUGUUCACUAAACUCAUUGGACGAGUUAUUAAUUGUAGAGGAUGAAAAUAGAUUACCAUAUUAUGAACAAGUAAAUAAAAUGGUUUUUAUAAAUAGUGACGAUGGCAAACCUUUAAAUGGUCAAGAGUUAAUAAAUAAAAGAUUCCAACAUCUCUACAAAAAGAAUAAUAUAUGGUCACAUUUAAAAGAAUUAGAUUUAUCAUUUAAUUCAAUACCAAAAAUUGAUAUGACUGCAUACUCAUUAGGUUCAGUUGAAAAAUUAUGUUUAGAAGGAAAUUUAAUUUCAACUAUAGAUAAUUUACAAGAAUGUUUAUAUUUAAGAGUAUUAAAUUUAUCAUUUAACAGAAUUAGAUCAUUAGAAACUAUAAAUGAAGUAUUGGGUAUGAUAACUCAUCUUUCAUUAAGAGGAAAUCAAAUUGAAAAUACAGAUUCACUUAAUAAACUCUAUGCAUUAGAAUGUUUGGAUAUCAGCAAAAAUCAAAUAAACCAUAUUGAUGAAGUAUUUAAAUUAAACCAAUUACCCAAUCUAAAAUAUUUAUUCACUGAUGAAAAUCCAUUUUGUGAAUUAAAAGAUUAUAGAAAUUUAAUAAUUUUCAAUUUUUUAAAUAAUAGUUUUAAUUAUUUCAAUACAUCAAAUAUACAAUUAUUUUAUUUAGAUGGUAAAAGAAUUCAACAAAAUGAAAUCGAUUAUAUAUAUAAGCAUACAAUAGAGAAUGGAUCAUUUAAAACAUACCAAUCACCAAUUAAGGCUAGUAAACAAUCAUCAAAAAGUAUUAUACCAGUAGUUGAAUUUGCCCCAAAUGCCAAAGUUGAUCAAAUUGUAUCUCAAUCACCACAAUCAAGUGUUUUAAAUAGUAUUAAUAAUAAUAGCAGCAAUAAUAGAGUAAUAAAUGGCGUUAAUAGAAAACCAAAAAGUAAUAAACAUAAGCAUCAUCACCCACAUUUCAAUCACACUAAAACUAUUGAACCUGUAAUUGAUAGUUUACCAGAAGACUAUGAAGAGUCAUUAACAGAAAAGAAAAAUCAAGAUGAUCUUAAAUUUGAAGAAGAAAAUUCUUUAAAAAAGAAAAUUGAAAGCUUACGUUCUGAAGGUGGUAAUUCAUGGUUGUUAGUAUUAAACGAAGAAUCAACAUUCAAAGAAAAUAUAAACAAUUAUAAUAAAUCUUAUGAUCAAAUAAACCCAUCACCAUUAACAACUCCAACUAAAAAAACACCAAUAAAAACACCAAUAAAAACACCAAUAAAAACACCAAUUAAAAAGAAAAAAUCACCUUUAAAAAAUGAAAAUUUAAAUCAAAAGUUUAACAAUAUUUCAAUUAAGGAUGAUACUCUUUCAGCCUCUUCAUCAUCAUCAUCAUCAUCAACUACUACUACUACUACGACGACAACAACAACAGCUGCUGCAUCGCUAUCAACCUCACCAUAUAAUAAUAGUAGUUUAUCAACUUCACCAACAAAUAAUAGUAUGAUGGAUAAUAGUAAAGAUAAUAACAAUAAAGAUAGUAAUAGUAAUAAUAAUAGUAAUAAUAUUAAUGAUAGUAAUGGUAAUAAUAAACCUGGUUUAUUAUCAAAAUCACCAUCAUUACCAAUUUUAAAUUCAGAAAAUAGUUUUAAAGAUUUGUUACAAUUAGAAAAAAAUAAUAUAGAUAAAAAUGUAAAUAGUCAGGAAUUAAUUUGUGAACCAUUUUCGAUUGAAAAAAAUAAUCAAAAAUUAUUAUUACAAAUUAAAACCGAAGUAAUGUUAGAGACCAAUAUUUAUGGUAAUACAGUAAACUCUUACCUCUUAAAGGACAUUGUUUUUGUAUUUGAUGUACCAGAGGCUUUAGAACCAAACACUGUAGAGAUUGUAUUUGCUGCUAAUUACAAAGAUGGAAUUCCAAAUAUGUUUACAAGAGAGUAUUAUCAAAUGGAAGAUAAAGAAUCAAUUAAACAAAUUUUAAUAGUUUUACAACCACCACUCUUUAAAGAAUAUACAAUGAGUUGUAUGCAAUGCUCUGAAAGAUAUGUAUGUAAAAUGGAAAAUGACUUUUUCCACUGUAUAAAGUGCCAAUCGAAAUUAUUAUUCUAUAUUCCACACACCUCACAGGAUUCAUCGUUAUUAAUUGCAGAGUCGCCAUCAGCCAGCUUUUCAAAUUCACUUUCACUUAAAGACAUGGGUAAAUUUAUAGAAUACAGCGACGAGGAUUUCAACAAUCGCAUAAGUCAAGAUCAAAAUGUACAAUUGUUUUUCAAAUUAAAAAUCUUUAAGGGUAAUAGCAAAGAAGUUUUCCUUUAUAUUAUGAAGAGUAAUUAUAUUAGAUACAAUCAACCUCAAGAAGAAGAAAAAACCAUAUACCUAUUACUUUCGUCAACUACACUUUAUCUACUUAACAAAAAAGAUAAAAAAUCUGAAGAUAGUUUCUCUGUUUACAUUCAAAUGCCUCUUAAAGGUAUUAAAAGAAUUAUAGUUAGUCUUUCAAGCCAAACUUUCCGUGUCGAAAUGGAUGAAAAUCAAACCAACCCAUUCAUAUUUUUAAAACGUUCUCAAGAAAGUACCGAUAGAUUUUUACAUCACCUUUUUGAAGCUGCCAAACAAUUAAAAUUACCAUUAGAAAAUAUUAAUCGUUCAGUAGAAACUCGUAACGCUAUUAACGCAAUAUUAAUCAACGAAAAUGAAGAGUUUUUAAAAUACAUUAUGCUUCAUCAUAAAAUAACAGGUAGAAACAUCCAGCCAAAGAGUUUUAUCAUUACAAAUGAAAGAUUAUAUUUAAUUUUUGAAAAUUAUUCUCAAUAUCCGUUAUUAAAUAAUAAUAAACCAAUUAAAACAAACUCAAGUCAAUUUCAAGUAUUUAAAGAUUUUAAGAUUACAGAUAUUAUAAAUAUAAAAUACUCAAAAUUUAAACCAAAUUAUUUUACAAUAGUAUUUGAGAUCGAAAAUUCUAAUGGCUCAAAUAGUAUUAUUGAAUGGAAUUUAGUUACUGGUAAUAGUGUAGAGUGUGAAACUGUAGUUAAUAUUAUUAAAAGAGAAUGGAAAAAGAAUUUUGGUUUGGAAUUAAAAAUAAUUGAUCAAUAUUAA
Dictyostelium purpureum is the source of this 3740-nucleotide messenger RNA. RefSeq lists its product as uncharacterized. The transcript has 5 exons. Gene Ontology annotation, cellular component: cytoplasm. The record is from RefSeq and is a predicted model, not a curated record. Gene Ontology annotation, molecular function: protein kinase binding. Lineage: Eukaryota; Evosea; Eumycetozoa; Dictyosteliales; Dictyosteliaceae. The coding region runs from base 153 to 3740 and encodes 1195 amino acids.